This is a messenger RNA of Gasterosteus aculeatus aculeatus (three-spined stickleback), 7056 nucleotides long. The record is from RefSeq and is a predicted model, not a curated record. NCBI's taxonomy places the organism in Eukaryota, Metazoa, Chordata, Actinopteri, Perciformes, Gasterosteidae.
AUGCAACGCUCGCUCUGUUCCGUGUCCACGUCAAACCUGACGUUUCUCGCCGCAGCCGAGCUGUCGAAGCUAAGCUUAAAGCUACCCCCCCCCCCCUCCCCCCGAAACCCAGUCUUCUUCGGCCCUGGUUUGUUUUGGUUUGCUGCCCUCCUCGAGAUUUCCCUCCGGUUGGGGGGGAAUGGGGCCGGCCUCGGCCAGUCUCUGGGCCAGGUCGGCGGCAGCCUGUCCUCCUUCACCGGGCAGAUCUCAAACUUCACCAAAGACAUGCUGCUGGAAGGAGUGGAAGAAGUAGGGGAUGCGGCCACAGAACUGCAGGUAUCCAAUAACAAGUUGGCCGACAUCGAGGCCGCUUUGACCUCUCAGAAAUCUGAGUACGACCGGAUAAGAAAGCUCAACGCAGAGCUCGAGGAGAAGCUGGAGGCCUCAGAGAUCCAGAUCAAAGGACAGUCUGCGGAGUACAGAUCCCUCCUGCAACAGAAAGAUGUGGAGAUCAGUCACCUGAAAGCUCGGCACAGUGGACUCCUGGAGGAAGUCCAGAAUCUGCCGGCCAUGCUGCCCGUCACCACUUCCGCCUCAACCGCUACCGCCUCCUCUGUUUCCUCCUACAUGUCACGGCCCUCAGGGUCCCACCAGGGUUUCCACGGCGACGAAAUGGACCUCAGCGACGUUAUCUGGUCGCAGCAGGAGAUCAAUCGGCUGUCUGCAGAAGUCAUGCGUCUGGAGGCGGAGGCGGCCCACUGGAGGCGAAUGUCUCAGGCAUCGACGGCAGCAACAGCUGGUAAUGGCGACCAGGGAGAGGUUCUCAAACUCCAAAGAACUAUUAAGGAGCUGAGGGAGGAGAUGAGCCGGGAGGUGGAUGAACACCAGCAUGAACUGGCAGCUCUGCAGGACGCUCAGCGGCAGAAGAUGGCCGACGUCACGCGGCGACACAGAGAGGACUUGGCAGAGUACGAGGAGAGGAUAGAGGAGCUGGAGGAAAGAAAUCAUGGUGGCGGCCCAUCGACUUCUCCGUCAGAUGCCUCCGAGCUGCAUCAACUGCAGAAGGCCAUAAGCUCCCUGCAGGAAACGGCGGGUCAGCGGGAGAAGCAGCUGGCCGAGCUGUCUGCCGGCCUGGAGGAGGCACAGGCGAAGCAGGCGUCGCUGCAGCUGGAGAAAGACGAGGUCCAGGAAGAAAACACAGAGCUGCUACAGAACUACACCCGGCUGCAGGCCUCCGUCACCGAGCUUCAGACCCGGGUACAAGAGCAGGAGGGGAAGUCUCUGCAGAAAGCCCAGCUGGAUCACGAGAUCCAGGUGUUGAGGAAAAGCCUUGCAGCUGCAGAAAUAGAAAUUGAAGGACUGAAAAACAUGGCUGGGGCUGAAUCAAAGGAAGAAGUUGAGCACGCAGACAUCUUAGAACUGAACACCAUUAUUGAGACGUUGAGACAAGAAAAGGAAGUCCUAGAACAAGAAAAGCUCAUUAUCCAAGAAAGGCUCGAGGAACAAAGCGUGAGCAAUGAUGAAGCUGAGUCUGGUGACACAGAGUCCCUGGAGGCCCUGAAGGCCGAGCUGGAGAGGAGGGACAACUCACUGAGAAACACGCAGGAGGAACGAGACACUCUGAUGUCUGAGCUGGAGGAACUGGACCGGCAAAACCAAGAAGCAACACAGCACAUGAUCUCAGUGAAGGAGCAGCUCUCUGGACAGCUGAGGGAGGCUGAGGCAGAACUCACGGGACUCACUGCAGAGCUGAACGCAACCAAAGACCAGAAGAGGACACUGGAGCAAGAGCUGGAGACCCAAAAAGAGAAGGCGAGCCAGAGCGCUUUCACCCUCAACGACCUGCAUAUGGGCAAACAGGAGCUGGAACUGAGAGUGAAGGACCUGAAAGACAAACUGGGACAAGCACAGGAGCAGAGCAGGGAGGCACGUAGAGAAAUCACAGAGCUUCAGAGGACUCUUCAGGAGCGAGAGGAGCAGUUAUCUUUUGCCAAAACACAGUUGGAUCAGUCUGGGGAGAGAGGAAGCGAGGCACAGGGAACCGAGGAGAAGCUAGCGGGGAAGGAGGGCGAGCUGUCAGAGCUCAGGAGAGAAUUGGAUGAGAUAAGAUGCUCUCACGAGAAGACGCUGUCGGAGGACUAUGAGUUGAAGAUGGAGAACAGGAGGUUGAAGGUGGAGACUGAGCAGGCUGUGGGUCAUGCUGAGGAACUAGCCAAGCAGAUAAAGGAAAGCCAGGCGGCUCUGAACAGGACGUUAAGGGAAAAGGAAACUCGAAUCGAAGCUCUGAAGCUGGAGAAAAGUCAACUCGAGGGUGAAUUGGAGCAGGCUGAGAGGACGCUAGCGGAACAGGGGAAACAGUUCCAGCAGACCAUCGAGGAGUUGACUCGAGCCCGGUCCUUGGACGCGUCCACUUUACAGACGGAGCACGAGCGCGCCAUCAAACUCAACCAGGAGAAGGACAUAGAGAUAGCUCAGCUGAAGAGAGACGUGGAGCAGGCGGCGUCCGACCACAGAGACACCAACGAGAUGCUCUCCAUCACAGUCGCGGGGCAGAAGCAGCUGACAGACCUGCUGCAGGAGAAGGAUGUCUUUGUGGACACGCUAAAGCAAAAUGCUCUGGAUUUGCAGAAGGAGAUGGAGGACAGUAUUUUAGUUGUGACAAAGGAAUCGGAUGCCCUCAAACGGGCAGUAGAGGAGAAGGAUAAACAGCUGGGCUGCAUGAAGGAGAAGAACAGUCAUUUGAAGGAAGAGAUCGACCGGCUCAGAGAUCAGCAGAGCAGACCUCAGCCUCUGUCCGAGCCCAGGACCUUGGACAUCAUCACAGAGCUGGAGACAGAGAUCACCCAGCUCAGGUCCUCCAGGAGCUGUCUGGAAGAGGAGGUGCAGACUCUGAGGAGAACCAUGGAAGAGCUUCAGGCCUCGCUCCUCCUGUCGCAGCAGUCCCUGCAGGCUCAGCAGACUGAGCUUGAGCAGACUCACGCUCGCCAACAGCAGACGACGCUGAACUACGACCGACUCAUCCACGCCAGAGAUGAGGAGAUAUCCUCGCUCCAGCGGACCGUGGAGCAGCUUAGUGGGAGUCAGGUGCGCGACUUGCCACCUGUGCAGGGCGAGGUGAUCCUGCAGGAGGAGAAGACCCAGACCCUGAGUCAGGAGAGCGGCAACGAGAAACAUGACCUGUCCAAGGUCGACAUAGAAAGACUGGUGAGCGGCAUCAAGGAGAAAGAAACUGAGAUCAGCCUUCUGAACGAGAAGAACCUCUCACUGACCCGACAACUGGAUCAGCUGGUGGUGUCCCGUGAUGAGGUGGGGAAACUGUCCCAGAUGAUCCUGCAGAAGGAUCUGGAGAUCCAGGCGCUACACGCCAGAAUGUCCUUGGUCGCGGGCGGUGGACACAGCCAGGAUGUCAUGUUCCUGCAGCAGCAGCUGCAGGCGUACGCCGUGGAGAGAGAGCAGGUGCUGGGCGUGCUCAACGAGAAGACCAGAGAGAACAGCCAGCUUCGCUCGGACUACCACCGCCUCAUGGAUAUCAUGGCGGGGAAGGAGGCGGCCCUGUCGAAGCUUCAGCAGGAGAACCAACGCCUCUCCAACAUGAGCGAUCCCUCGGGAAGCCAAGAGAUGUUCAAGGAGACCAUCCAGAACCUGUCCCGCAUCAUCAGGGAGAAGGACAUAGAGAUCGACGCUUUGACCCAGAAGUGCCAGACCCUGGUGACGGUGCUGCAGUCCUCAGCAGGAGAGUCCGGCGGCGGCUCCGGAGGCGUCAGCAGCAACCAGUUCGAGGAGCUGCUGCAGGAGAGGGACUCACUGAAGCAGCAGGUAAAGAAGAUGGAGGAGUGGAAGCAGCAGGUGAUCACCACGGUCAAGAACAUGCAGCACGAGUCUGCUCAGCUGCAGGAGGAGCUGAUCAAACUGCAGGGCCAGGUCUCCGCCGACAGCGACUGCAGCUCCAAGCUGUCGGUGGACUACGCCGGACUGAUCCAGAGCUACGAGCGGAAGGAGAGCAGGCUGGGGAGUCUGAGUCAGGAACUCGCGCAGGUCCAGCAGACCAUCACCCAGCUCAGCACCACCAAGGACGUCCUGCUGGUGAAGCUGGACAGCGUGGCGCUGGCUCCCGACGUCGCAGGCGCUCCGGCCGGCGGAGCCUCUCUCGCCGCUGGCGCUCCGGUCGACCAGACGUCUCUGACGGCGAACCACGAGAAACUCCGGGAGGAGAUUGUCCAGUUGCGCAUUCAGUUGGCUGAGAAGGAAAACGCAAUCAAGACCCUCCAGGAAAACAACCACCGGCUCUCCAACGCGGCGUGCGCCACAGAGAGCGAGCAGAGGAGUCACGCCGGGGAGGCUCGUCUGGUCCGAGAGAGGCUGGAGGCCCUGCAGAGGUCCGUCAGGGAGAAGGACCUGCUCAUCAAGACCAAAGGCGACCAGCUGAGUCACGUCAGCGAGACGCUGCGCAACCGAGAGAACGACAACGAGGUGCUGAAGCAGGCGGUGACCAACCUGAAGGAGCGCGCUCUCAUUCUGGAAAUGGACGGGAAGAAGCUGAAGGAGGAGAACGAGCUGGUGGCGUCACGCUCUCGAGAGAAGGAGUCCGAGUUCAGAGCGCUGCAGGAAACCAACAUGCAGGUUUCCCUCCUGCUCAGAGAGAAGGAGUUUGAGCUGAGUGCAGUGAGCGAGAAGUCAGCGACAGUAGAGAGGAUGCUCAAGGACAAAGAGCAGGGAAAGUCUGGUGAGCUGAAUCAACUUCUGAAUGAACUGAAGUCCAUGCAGGAGAAAGCUUUUGCGUUCCAACAGGAGAGGGAUCAGAUGAUGAUGGCACUCAAGCAAAAACAAAUGGAGACCACCGCAGUACACACUGAGCUGCAGCACGUGAGGGACAAAGAACAGCGCCUCAACUUGGAGCUGGACAGGUUGCGUAACCACCUUUUGGAGAUUGAGGACUCGUACACGAGAGAAGCCGUCUCCGCAGAGGACCGGGAGACGGAGCUACGCAGGAGGGUGGCGCUGCUGGACGAGAAACUGGCCACAUCCUCGAGUGCCGUGGAGAACGCCAGCCAACAGGCCAGCAUGCAGGUGGAGUCUCUGCAGGAGCAGCUGACCGGAGUGGUGAAGCAGAGGGAUGAGGCUCUCAUCCGUCUCAGGACCUCCCAGGAGCAGGUCAACCAGUACGCCGUGUCGCUCUCCAACCUGCAGAUGGUGCUAGAGCAGUUCCAACAAGAAGAGAAAGCCAUGUACUCCGCAGAGCUCGACAUGUACAAGAGGGAGAGGGACGAGUGGAAAAGAAAAGCACUGAGGCUGGAGGACCAAGCAUCGGCCCUGCAGAUUAACCUCGAUGAAGCCAACGCUGCUCUGGAAUCAGCUUCUCGCCUCACUGAUCAGCUCGAUCUGAACGAGGAGCAAAUUCAUGAGCUGAAAAAUCAAGUGGAAAUUAGACAGGAGAUGUUGGAGGAGGCACAGAGGAAACUGAUGAACCUUCUAAACAGCACCGAGGGGAAGAUAGACAAAGUCUUGAUGCGUAACCUGUUCUUGGGAUACUUCCACACACCUAAAACCAAGCGUGCCGAUGUGCUGAGGCUCAUGGGAAGUGUUCUGGGUCUGAGCAGAGAAGAUGUUGACAAGAUGUUGGGGGAGGAUGGAGGGCACGGUGUUACCGGAUGGGUAUCGAACUGGCUGGGAGGCAGAGGAGCGCAGAGCGUCCCAAACACGCCCCAGAGGCCCACCAGCGGCGCUGGGCUGAACUCGUCCUUCUCAGAGAUGUUUGUGAAGUUCCUGGAGAUCGAGUCGACCCCCUCGCUGCCCGCAGCCAAGCUCCCCGCCCAUGACAUCAAGGCUCUGGGCGCUCCUCCUCCGAGGCGAACCGGCAGUGCCGCUUCCAGCGGCGCCGCGGGAGGUGCGGCGCUCCCCAAGCGACCCGGCGAGUCCAACCCUUUCCUGGCCCCCCGCUCUGCCGCGGUCCCCCUGGUGGCGGGCUCCAGCUCUGGCGGCUCAGGAAGUCACCUGCUGAUGAAGCCCAUCUGCGACGCCCUGCCCACCUUCACACCUGUGCCGGUCUCAUCGGAGGCCAGUGCUGGAUCCGUGCUCAAGGACUUGUUGAAGCAGUGAUUGGCCCAAUAAAGAGUCCCAGACAGACGUAUUUUCUUGCAUCAACUGUUCUAUGCAACAGAGUUUCCUUUAACUGGUCAGAGACUCCACAUGCCAAAAUGACGCAAAAUGACAACCUCACAUUAUUGUUCAGAGAGCUACUCUGUGGAUUUCCAUAGAAAGCGUCCUAUCAUUUCUGUCUUCAUCGCACGAGUUCUGGACAUAAGUGACCUUGUUGACCCACUGUGUGCAGUUCAAUCCAUGUGGGUUGAGUCCAGCAUCACCUCGGCUGGCAAGAGGAAGCCUCUCCUGUCUACUUUCUAUCCUCUGACCAGCAGGAAAACUUGUCUGCUGGGUCUUUCUUCUUCUUUCUUUUCAACAAUGCAGUUAUUUGUUUCUGAUCCGGGACUUGCCUAAAAACUCUGGCGGCAGUAGUCUGCGUCCAGAUUUAUGUGGUGCAGUACAUCUGUUCAAACCAUAAGGACAUUUUUGCUAAAUCUUGUCUUUUCCAGACUGCAAGACUGUGAUAUUCAACAAGCGUAGUAAUUAUGGCUGCAGCUGCGUACUGCGGUCGAUCGGAAGCUUGAGGGCCCGUAUGUUAAAGUACAGCACUAUUAUAUAGUUAUGUGUAUGUAAAGGCGCUACGUUGUUUCCUAUUUAUAGGCACUAAGGAUGUUUUUGAAGUGCCUGCCUUUUUGCUAAUCAGAUAGUUGUAUAAUCAGGAUUGUAAAUGGUUAAUAUAAAUAUAUAUAUUUACAGAAUGUAAAAACUGCACAUUUAAAAAGUUUUACCUGACCAGUGCAAAACUGAGCUGCUCUACAUUUUUGUACAGGAGCCAACUGCAGCAGAGUGUAAAAACCUGUAAAUCUUUGUCGAUAAGGAAUCUGAAACUAGGACGUCUGAAGGGAUUCGGAUUACCGUGAAUUGAUCUUUACCCGAUGUAAGUUCCCAUGAUUUAAUUGGAAUUUAAAAUCAAAUAAAGGUACUUCUGUGCUGGCCCUC